UUGAAAUGCGCGGGUGGCAGACAUCAGUAUUUACAGUCGUAGCUACGUAAAAAAAAACGGUGCUAUAUUUGACUGGAAAGAGGGAAGCACCGGCGGUUUGUUUGGGACUAGGGAGGAAGCUUGCAGGAAAAAGCGAUGAAAGAGCUAUAAUUAUCUCAAGAGUUUUUUUUUUCUUGUUCCGAUGUCUCAGGGACAGUCGCUUUGAAGAAGAGGUUGUCUGGAAACAUGGAGGAAUAGUGUUGAACACGGAUAUACAGUAUUGUGAACGCAGAUACAGUGUAUAUGAAACUUUGCGCUUUCAAGCUCACAGACUGAGCUGUUUGAAUUAGUUUGUCAAUAUUUAUUCGUUUGGGACUGUUUGGAGCCAUCUGCACUCUUCCCGUUGAAGGUUUAGGACUGCAGCAAUGAUGGACAACAUAGACCUCGAGCAGCAGGAACCGUUUCCUGUGGACCGAGACGGGAGACCGAUAAGGAAUGAAGAAGACGAGCCUGAUGGGAACAGGAAGAUGGGCUGUUGUGAGAAGUUUCAGCGGUCUAUCUCCAAAUGGAUGCUUCCAGAAAACCACCGUAAUGUGUACCUGGAACGGGCCAACUGCUGCCCGCCUCCCAUCUUCAUCAUCCUCGUCAGUAUUGGAGAGUUGGCAGUGUUUAUUUACUACGCUGUGUGGAAGCCACAGAAGCAGUGGGUGACUCUAGACGAAGGCAUCUGGAACAGUCCCCUUACAUACAAGCCAGAUCACCGGCAGGAAGCAUGGCGCUUUGUCUCCUACAUGUUUGUCCACGCUGGUGUGGAACACAUUGUGGGCAACCUGAUAAUGCAGCUGCUCCUGGGCAUCCCGUUGGAACUGGUCCAUAAAGGAUUUGAAGUGGGAAUGGUUUACCUUGCUGGUGUCUUGGCAGGCUCUCUGGCCAGCUCCAUCUUUGAUCCUCUCAGUGCCUUGGUGGGGGCCUCUGGGGGUGUUUAUGCCCUCAUUGGAGGCUAUUUUAUGAAUGCAGUGGUGAAUUUCCGAGAGAUGAUUCCUCUCCUUGGAGUGUUUCGUAUCCUUGCCAUAGUGAUGAUUGUUGGUGUAGAUUUUGGAUUUGCCUUCUACAGAAGAUUCAUCAACCAUGAGGAUGGUUUGAAGGUGUCUUUUGUGGCCCAUUUUGGAGGAAUUGUGGCAGGGAUGACCAUCGGCUACGUCUUCUUCAGUGCUUACAACACAAAGCUACUGAAAGACCCGCGUUUCUGGAUUUGUAUAGUGGGCUAUGUAGUCUUUGUGCUCUUUGCUGUACUCUUCAACAUCUUCCUUUCACCAGCAUCAUAGGACCAGAAAUCAGCAGUCAAACACCUUUUUUUAAAGAUUAACACUAAAAGCCUUAAUGUCACACUCAGGAAACUACAUUUUACUGAUGGUCCAGAGCAAAGUUGUUUUUUUGCUUUGUGAAUGUAAUGCACAGGGUUUAUUUUUAAAUUUUAUAUCAGAUUUUCCUUUUUUAAAGUGCUGUAUUUGUGAGUUUAAGUGGAUGGGUGCCCCCUGCUGUUUAUUUGUAGCAUUGCAGAAGGUGUAUUUUACAUUUUUGCCUUUUUAAAAAGUGAAUCAUUUCA
Molecule: messenger RNA, 1585 nt
Organism: Thunnus maccoyii (southern bluefin tuna)
Lineage: Eukaryota; Metazoa; Chordata; Actinopteri; Scombriformes; Scombridae
Gene: rhbdl2
Product: rhomboid, veinlet-like 2 (Drosophila)
Exons: 8
Coding region: 405-1304 (299 amino acids)
Cellular component (GO): membrane
Molecular function (GO): serine-type endopeptidase activity
Source: RefSeq, a predicted model, not a curated record